UUCUGCGAGGAGUUCAAGGAGAAGUGUCCCAUCUGCGUGCCCUGCGGGCUGAAGCUGGCGGAGAAGACGCAGACGGCCAUCGUCCGGCACUUCGGCCUGCAGAUCCUGGAGCAUGUGGUCAAGUACCGGUGGAACAAUAUGCCUCGCCUAGAAAAAGUUUAUCUGAAGAACAAUGUUAUGGGCCUCAUAUCCAGUGGAACUCAAAGUAUUCUGGAGGAGGAAAGUCACAUUAAGGAUGUUCUGUCUCGCAUUGUGGUGGAGAUGAUCAAGCGUGAGUGGCCUCAGCACUGGCCUGACAUGCUAAAGGAGCUGGAUACUCUCUCCAAGCAAGGGGAAACUCAGACAGAACUGGUCAUGUUCAUCCUCCUACGUUUGGCAGAGGAUGUGGUGACUUUUCAAACUCUGCCUACCCAGCGGCGACGAGACAUCCAGCAAACCCUCACUCAGAACAUGGAGAAGAUCUUCAGCUUCCUACUGACUGCUUUGCAGCAGAAUGUCAGCAAGUACAGAUGCAUGGUUGGAUCACCCCAGGAACAAGAAGUCCUCACCACUCCACAG
Messenger RNA from Acanthisitta chloris (rifleman), 558 nucleotides. RefSeq names its product exportin-5-like. Gene Ontology annotation, biological process: protein export from nucleus; RNA export from nucleus. Gene Ontology annotation, cellular component: RNA nuclear export complex; cytoplasm; nucleus. Lineage: Eukaryota; Metazoa; Chordata; Aves; Passeriformes; Acanthisittidae. The record is from RefSeq and is a predicted model, not a curated record. Gene Ontology annotation, molecular function: small GTPase binding; RNA binding; nuclear export signal receptor activity. The transcript is spliced from 5 exons. The annotation marks the transcript as partial.